Molecule: messenger RNA, 3981 nt
Organism: Coffea arabica (coffee)
Lineage: Eukaryota; Viridiplantae; Streptophyta; Magnoliopsida; Gentianales; Rubiaceae
Source: RefSeq, a predicted model, not a curated record
AUGAGUCCUGCUCCCAUCAACCUCACCUCUACUCCCGUGGCACCUCAUGAUCCUUCCACAUCUGACAAAGGCAAGAAACCAGUUGGUGAAGAUGCUGAAGAUGAUGAAGACACUGAGGAGGAGGAUCUCUCUCAGUAUCUGCUUACUCGAAGGACGCCUGGGAGCAUAAUUGAUGCUGCGAGUGGAGGGGCACUGGUGAACAAAACCCCUCAAGAAGCACGGGAGUUGAUAGAGAGGAUGGCAGAGAAUUCACAACAAUUCGGUACGAGGGAGGAUUUUUCAAUACGCAGGGUGAAUGAGGUAGAGACACCCUCCAUGCAGCAGCAGCUAACUGAGUUGACCGCGUUUGUUAGGCAACAGGCUGUGAGAAAUGCAUCACAAGCCAGGGUAUGCGGGAUUUGCACUGGUAUAGGUCACUCUGCAGAUAUGUGCCCAAUGAUUCAGGAAGAAACUGCAGAACAGGUGAACAUGGCUGACCACGCGCCCGUGCAAAGGAAGCAGUACGACCCUUACUCAAGCACCUACAACCCCGGGUGGAGAGAUCAUCCCAACCUCAGUUAUGGAGGGAAUAGGCAACCCAACUUUACACCGAACAGGCAGUCUAACUUUGUGCCAAAUAAGCCACCAGGGUACCAGCAGCAGUACCAACCCCGACCACCUCCGCCCUCAAGCUCUGGUCAAUCUUGGGAGGAGAUGAUGAAACAAAUGAUGACAACCAUGGCGCAAAAUCAGCAAAGGACGGAGGCAACCAUUAUGCAAAAUCAGCAAAGGAUGGAGGCAACCAUUAUGCAAAAUCAGCAAAGGACGGACUCCGAAAUGCAGGAUAUAAGGAAUCAGAUAAGUCAAAUGGCCACAACAAUUAACCGUUUGGAUUCCCAGAACCAAGGGAAGCUGCCAUCUCAACCUGAGUUGAACCCGAAGAAUGUGAGCGCCAUGACCCUAAGGAGCGGGAAAGAAAUUAAGGGGCCUGAACCUGUGAUCCCUAAGGAUAAGGAUGAGGAAAAGAUCGAAAAUGAGCUUGAAAGGGAGAACAGCAAUGGUGCAGAUCUAAAGGUACUUCCUGACCCAGUAAUUACAGUUAAAACUAACCCGCCUCCUUUUCCUAGCAGGUUAGAAAAACCAAAGAAGCAGGAUAAGGAAAAGGAGAUUUUGGAGGUUUUUCGCAAGGUCGAGAUAAAUAUCCCCCUGUUAGACGCGAUCAAACAAGUACCAAAAUAUGCCAAAUUCCUAAGGGACUUGUGUGUCAACCGAAGGAGGUUGAGGGGAGAUGAACGGGUCAUUGUUGGGGAGAAUGUGUCAGCGGUCCUGCAGAGAAAACUUCCACCCAAGUGCGGGGACCCAGGUAUGUUUACUAUCCCCUGUAGGAUAGGGAACACUGUGAUUAGAAGGGCCAUGUUGGAUUUGGGAGCAUCAAUUAAUGUCAUGCCUAAAUCUAUAUAUGUUUCUCUGAAGUUAGGUCCAUUAAAAGAAACUGGAAUAAUCAUUCAAUUAGCUGACCGCACUAAUGCAUAUCCUGAUGGGUUGAUUGAAGAUGUGUUGGUAAAAGUAAAUGAUUUGGUGUUUCCAACUGAUUUUUAUGUAUUUGAUAUGGAUGAUGACCAUUCCUCCGAUCCCUCACCUUUGUUGUUAGGUAGACCCUUUAUGAGCACAGCACAAACAAAAAUUGAUGUUAAUAAGGGUACCUUAUCCAUGGAAUUUGAUGGGGAAACUGUGCACUUUAAUAUCUUUGAUACUAUGAAAUAUCCCUCAAACUCCAACUUUAGCUCAGUUUUCUCUGUGAGUGCUAUUGACCCUGCGGUGCAGGAAGUAUUUGAAACUGUUGGCAGGGAUGAGUUGGAGGUAGCUUUGACCAAGUACCUCGAGUUGGAGACAACUCCUGAGGUGGAGUGGAGUGAAGAUCUAAAAUGCACAAUAGGUGCAUUACACUCAUUGCAGAUCACCACGAAAAGGUAUGAAGUCUUACCUAUUUUUACUCCCGAACCUCACCAGAGGGUAUUGUCAUCUGUGGUGCAGGCACCUGUACUGGAGUUGAAACCUCUACCAGAGCACCUGAAAUAUGCAUAUCUGGGUGAUAAUGAGACACUCCCGGUGAUUAUCUCAUCGGCACUGUCAAAAACCCAGGAGGAGAAACUGAUCCGGGUCCUUAGAGAGCAUAGAGAGGCGAUAGGUUGGACAAUUGCGGACAUUAAGGGGAUCAGUCCGGCCAUCUGUAUGCACCGGAUUAGACUAGAUGAGGAUGCCAAACCUGUACGACAGGCUCAAAGGAGGCUUAACCCCCUCAUGAUGGAGGUGGUGAAGAAGGAAAUUUUGAAAUUGUUAGAUGUGGGGAUUAUUUUUGCAAUAUCAGAUAGCCCUUGGGUGAGCCCGAUCCAGGUAGUCCCAAAGAAGGCAGGAGUGACGGUAGAGGCCAACCGAACGGGUGAACUCGUGCCAGUGCGAAAACCCACUGGAUGGAGGCAGUGUAUUGACUACCGCAGGCUGAACGCCGUCACCAAAAAGGACCAUUUCCCUCUUCCUUUCAUUGACCAAAUGGUUGAACGUUUAGCUUGUUUUUACCGGAGGUUCAUCAAGGAUUUUUCAAAAAUUGGAGCCCCGUUGUUCCAACUCCUACAAAAGGAGGUGACCUUCGAAUUUGAUGCCAAAUGUGAGAAAGCCUUCGACAAGUUGAAAGAGUUGUUGACCUCACCCCCAAUCAUCCAGCCCCCUGACUGGAGUCUACCAUUUGAGAUCAUGUGCGAUGCCAGUGAUCAUGCUGUAGGGGCUGUGUUGGGGCAAAGAAUGGGAAAGGCAGCCCACGUCAUCUAUUAUGCGUCCCGAGCACUGAAUGGAGCUCAACUGAAUUACUCCACUACUGAGAAGGAGCUUCUUGCAGUUAUUUUUGCUUUAGAAAAAUUCAGGUCAUAUUUGCUAGGUGCUAAAGUAAUCGUAUUUUCUGAUCAUGCGGCAUUAAGGUACCUAAUGACCAAGAAGGAUGCCAAACCGAGGCUCAUCAGGUGGAUAUUGCUACUGCAGGAAUUUGACUUAGAGAUAAGAGAUAAAAAAGGCUCAGAGAAUCUAGUAGCAGACCAUUUAAGUCGCAUACCAGUUGGGGAGGAUAGCGAGGCGUUGAAAGAUGCAUUCCCUGAAGAGCAUUUAUUUUCUUUAAAUUCUCAGUUGCCUUGGUAUGCUGAUCUGGUCAAUUAUUUGGUAACUGGUAAUUUUCCUGCAGGUUGGCCAAAAUCGAAGAGGGAUAAAUUGAAGAGCGACGCCAAGUACUUCAUCUGGGAUGACCCGUACCUAUGGAAGAGGUGUGCAGAUCAAGUGAUGAGAAGAUGUGUAAGUGAAAUGGAAUUUCAAUCAAUUUUAGCUUUUUGUCAUACUUUUGCCUGUGGAGGUCAUUUUGGACCCAAGAGAACUGCUCAUAAGGUUUUUGAAAGUGGAUUUUAUUGGCCUUCAUUGUUUAAGGAUGCCUAUGUGUUCUGUAAGUCAUGUGAUCGCUGUCAAAGGGCUAAAGCCACUCGGACUAAUGAUUCGAGAGUAGUUGCAGAUUUUAUCAGGUCUAAUAUUUUUGUGCGAUUUGGAAUGCCAAGAACUAUUGUCAGUGAUAGGGGAACGCACUUCUGCAACAGAACCAUAGCUGCGUUGUUUCGCAAGUAUGGUGUACUCCACAGGGUCUCAACGUCGUACCACCCGCAGACUAAUGGGCAAGCGGAAGUAUCGAAUCGGGAGAUUAAAUCCAUUUUGGAGAAAAUGGUGCGCCCCGAUAGAAAAGACUGGAGCCAAAGGUUGGAGGACGCACUCUGGGCCUAUCGGACGGCGUACAAGACUCCUAUAGGGAUGUCACCGUAUAGGUUGGUAUUUGGGAAGCCGUGUCACCUUCCAGUGGAGUUCGAGCACAAGGCUUUUUGGGCGAUAAAGCAAUGCAACAUGAAUCUAGAGGAGGCCGGUGCCCAACGGAAGUUGGAUUUGCAAGAAUUGGAGGAGAUUCGGAACGAGGCCUAA